This is a messenger RNA of Microthlaspi erraticum, 939 nucleotides long. The record is from the annotation of a GenBank genome assembly. Lineage: Eukaryota; Viridiplantae; Streptophyta; Magnoliopsida; Brassicales; Brassicaceae.
AUGGAUUGUUCUUCGUUUCUCGACAUAUCUCUCGAUCUCAACACCAACCCUUUCGAUCGUAAUUUCCCCGAUAAACUUCCGAAGAAAGAAGUCAAGGUUUCGACUUCUGCUGAUUUAGAAAGGAAAUGGUUGGUGAAAGACGAGAGCGCAAGUGAGUUAAGAGAGGAGCUAAACAGAGUAAACUCAGAGAACAAGAAGCUAACAGAGAUGCUAGCCACAGUCUGUGAGAAAUACUACGCUCUUCAUAGCCAUUUGGAGAAGCUUCAGAGUCGUCAAAGCCCUGAAAUGGAUCAGACAGAGCAACCGACAAAGAAAAGAAAACAAGACACGGAUGAGUUAUUAGGGUUUCCGAUUGGUCUCGGUAGUGGAAAAACUGAGAACAGCUCCAGCAACGAAGAUCAUCAUCAACAUGAGCAGAAAAAUCAGCUUCUCUCAUGUAAAAGACCAGUCGUCACUGAUAGCUUCAACAAAGCAAAGAUUUCUACUGUCUAUGUCCCUGCUGAUUCUUCCGACACAAGCUUGACAGUAAAAGAUGGAUAUCAAUGGAGGAAAUACGGACAGAAGGUUACAAGAGAUAACCCGUCGCCUAGAGCUUACUUUAGAUGCUCGUUCGCGCCGUCUUGUCCUGUUAAAAAGAAGGUGCAACGGAGCGCAGAGGAUCCGUCGUUACUGGUAGCUACAUAUGAAGGGACGCACAAUCACUUGGGUCCGAAUGCGUUUGAAGGAGAUGCUACAAGUCAGGUUGGGUCAAGCACUGUGACGUUGGAUCUUGUGAAUGGUGGUGGUGGUCAUAGGUUAGCUUUGGAGAAGAAUGAAAGAGGAACGAUGCAAGACGUUCUUGUUCAACAAAUGGCGUCUUCUUUAACGAAAGAUUCGAAGUUUACUGCUGCUCUUGCUGCUGCUAUAUCCGGGAGGUUGUUGGAGCAGUCUAGAACUUGA